Messenger RNA from Trachemys scripta elegans, 3581 nucleotides. It is a transcript of the gene CBFA2T2, whose product is annotated as CBFA2/RUNX1 partner transcriptional co-repressor 2. The transcript is spliced from 11 exons. Gene Ontology annotation, biological process: DNA-templated transcription; negative regulation of DNA-templated transcription. Gene Ontology annotation, cellular component: nucleus. Gene Ontology annotation, molecular function: transcription corepressor activity. Bases 293 to 2011 code for a protein of 572 amino acids. The record is from RefSeq and is a predicted model, not a curated record. Lineage: Eukaryota; Metazoa; Chordata; Testudines; Emydidae.
CUGGCGAGGUAAAGAGCUGGUCUGUUUGGCUGGACCUUCCCAUCUGGGAUCCAUCUGUGUUUCCCUGGGAUCGGACAGGCGGCUCUAGUCAGUGAGAAAUCGCAGAUGUGAGAGAGCUGACACAUGUCCAGCUAAUGAAAGAAGGAAGGCUGGUCUGAGGCUGUGCUCGAAGAUUAAGAGCAAAAAAAGAAGAGCAUUUUAUUUAUAUGUCGAAGAAAUUAGGUGAAUUCUACAGUAGCUGGAUUGUUGUAACCUGGGUAUUUCGGUUGCUAGUGAGAAGAGGGUGCCAGUGAUGCCUGGAUCGCCUGUGGAAGUGAAGAUACAGUCAAGAUCUUCUCCUCCAAGCAUGCCACCACUGCCACCUGUGAACCCAGGCGGACCCCGGCCACUGUCGUUCACUCCUACGGCAUUGCCCAAUGGGAUUAACCAUUCUCCCCCCACACUGAAUGGGGCACCCUCUCCACCCCAGAGAUUCAGCAAUGGUCCUGCCUCAUCAUCUUCGUCCUCACUGACCAAUCAGCAACUCCCAGCAACCUGUGGGGCCCGGCAGCUCAGCAAACUCAAGCGCUUCCUUACCACCCUUCAGCAGUUUGGCAAUGACAUUUCACCAGAGAUUGGGGAGAAGGUCCGGACCCUCGUCCUAGCACUAGUGAAUUCUACAGUGACAAUUGAGGAAUUUCACUGCAAGCUCCAAGAGGCCACCAACUUCCCUCUUCGCCCUUUUGUGAUUCCAUUUCUGAAGGCCAACCUUCCCUUGCUGCAGAGGGAGCUGCUGCACUGCGCCCGGGCUGCCAAGCAAACACCUUCCCAGUACUUGGCCCAGCAUGAGCACAUCCUACUGAACACAAACACCACGUCCCCAGCCGACUCCUCUGAGCUGCUGCUGGAGGUGAAUGGAAAUGGGAAGAGACAUAGUCCAGACAGAAGAGAAGAAAAUAGUUUUGAGAGAGACCCGCUCCCGUCGGAGCCGCCGGCUAAGAGAGUGUGCACCAUUAGUCCAGCUCCGCGGCACAGCCCUGCCCUGGCUCUACCCCUCAUGAAUCCUGCUGGACAGUUCCAUCCAACCCCACCUCCACUCCAGCACUACACCUUGGAAGACAUCGCAACUUCCCACUUGUACAGAGACCCCAGCAAGCUCUUGGAACAGAGGGAUAUGCGCGACAGACAUAGCAAUCUCGGUUUAAAUGGAGGCUAUCAGGAUGAGCUCGUGGACCAUCGCCUAACAGAGAGAGAGUGGGCUGAUGAGUGGAAGCAUCUCGAUCACGCUUUGAAUUGCAUCAUGGAAAUGGUGGAGAAGACUAGGCGCUCCAUGGCUGUUCUGCGGCGCUGUCAGGAGGCUGACCGGGAGGAGCUCAACUACUGGAAGAGGCGGUGCAGCGAGAGUGCAGAGACAAGGAAGGGAGGGAGUGAAUUCAUCUCGAGGCAGCACAGUCCCGGGAGCUCUGACUCCAUCAGCAGUGAUUCCCAGCGGGACUUUAGCAGCAGGUCAGGGACGGGCUAUGUUACUGAAGAGAUAUGGAAAAAAGCUGAAGAAGCUGUGAAUGAGGUGAAGCGCCAGGCCAUGUCUGAGGUGCAGAAAGCUGUGGCUGAGGCAGAGCAGAAGGCAUUUGAAAUGAUUGCAUCCGAGAGGGCCCGCAUGGAACAAACCAUUGCAGACGCAAAGCGCCAAGCUACUGAGGAUGCCUUCCUCAUAAUCAAUGAGCAGGAAGAGUCUACAGAGAGUUGUUGGAAUUGCGGUCGCAAAGCCAGUGAGACGUGCAGCGGAUGCAACAUUGCCCGGUACUGUGGCUCUUUCUGCCAGCACAAAGACUGGGAGCGACAUCAUCGGAUCUGCGGACAAGGAUUACACAACCAGGCCAAGCCGCUUUCCCUGCCAGCAGGGCGAUUGGCAGCAGCCACCGCCAAGUCAGCCGAUGGGGUUCCAAGCCCCGCCCUAGAGAAGACCUCUGCAACAACCUCUCGAUCCUCUACCCCAGCUUCCGUGACAGCAAUAGACACUAAUGGACUCUAAAUCUUUCCAUUCAGUUCAAUAUGUUUUACACAUUUUCCUGUUUUUAAUCCUAAAAAACACAUACGCUCCACAGAAGGUUGUCAAAACUCCACUGGCUACUCUAGAGCCCUGACGCUCCAGCUAAUCUUUGUGAGGCUUUUUCCAUUUCAUUAUAAUCCAUCAGCAGUUAAGAACCACAUGCCAGCCUUGCCAAUGGGACCUCAACGCUGUUCGCUUUUAAGUCUUGGCACCAGAGAGCACGUCACCUGGACCUUCAGGACUAUGGCCUCUUCCGCUUUGUUUUAAUUGAACUUCUUUGGGAAGGAGCUCCCGUGUCCUGCCUUGACGUGUAAGAGAAUCCAGGCAAGCAGCACGCGGUAUCCAAGGAUGAAGUGUGGUGUUCUCCUUUCUGCUGGAUGGCCAGGCUGCCCGAACAGCCUCCCCAUACAACUCGUUGCUUCUCCUCUUUCAUCAGAUACAUAUUUUUCUUCUUCCCAGAUGGCUCUGUACUUCUUAACUCUCUGCAAUGAACUGUCCACCUGAACUGAUUUUCCUCAGUGGGAGAACUUCUCAUUCUCCAGGGUAAUGAGAAAUAAGCAGUUUCUUGGUUACAGAUGUCUGCUCUUCCCCAGGUCUCAGCUGGGUAGUGACUCACGAGGAUUACAGGGGUUGGGCAUUCCCUGGAGGAGAGGAGAAUUGUGUUCUGUUGAGGAGGGAAGCUAAACAAAUCUCCGUGCUGAGAGGGAACAGUUGAUCUUUUUUAUAAGGCCCAUUUUUAAUCCUCUUCUCUAACUGGACAAUCCAUUGUUUAUCAAUCAGCUUGGUUAGGAGCCUCCACUCUCCUUGUGUGCUGAAUAUUUCAGACCAAAUCUCGACCUGUCAUCAUGGCCCGUUGCCCCAGAGGCUGGGUUGGGUUACUUUGCUGUGCAGGAAAGAUUUUUCCAUUGCAUGGAAACUGUUAGUUUUAGAUUUGUUGACUUUGUUUUUAAUCUCCUCCACACGAUUGCAAUGGAUCAUUUACAGCCUGUUCUUUCCAAGCAUGUUGGUGCAAUGAUUUUAAAAAAAAAGUUUCACAAUUUUGCAACUGUCAAUUUUUUAUAACGUCCAAGCCUAAAUGGGAUUACCAGAGCUCUGUUGUGUGCUGAACUCUUGGUCCCAGACCUAUGUUCCAUGCAGAGAAGGGCAACCCUAUCCAAGCACCUGGUUGCGCUGCUCUAGUUGACAAAAUUCACUAGCAGUGCAUUUAUAAACCAAUGUAUAUCACCGUGUCCAUCAUUUAAAGCCUGGUCUAGAGAUGGCUGCUCAGAAGGGUGCAAUCUGGUUGGGUUGUGGCAUGCUGAACUGGCUGUUAAUAGGCUGGUUGGGCCUGAAGGCAAUGUUUUAAUCUGGUCCGGGGGGGGAGAUGCAGAGUUUGCCUAGAAGAACUUAUUUUAUGAGUCCCUCAAAAAUUUGUUACAUGUGCAGCUAAUGCAACAGGAAUCGGCGCAUGUUCGCUUUGGGAGUCCCACUAACUUCUCAUGCUGCACAUGAAUAAGGGCUAGAGUAUUAACCCUUCAUUGAGGUUUUGUUUCCGAGACUCUGUUGUCCUUCU